This is a messenger RNA of Ictalurus punctatus (channel catfish), 795 nucleotides long. RefSeq names its product heat shock factor protein 5-like. Gene Ontology annotation, biological process: regulation of DNA-templated transcription. Gene Ontology annotation, molecular function: DNA-binding transcription factor activity; sequence-specific DNA binding. Lineage: Eukaryota; Metazoa; Chordata; Actinopteri; Siluriformes; Ictaluridae. The record is from RefSeq and is a predicted model, not a curated record. The coding region runs from base 148 to 795 and encodes 215 amino acids. The transcript is spliced from 3 exons.
ACCACUCAGUGGUAAGGCCACAGUUGUCCAGAAAAGCUGAAAGACUCACGCAGCCCAGCCAGGAGCCGCCAAAUUGUCGUAGAAAUUAGACAACACUCGCAGACCUCUGAAGUCCUCUGAAGCUAGCUACAAAUCUUUUUAGCUGGCAUGGAAAUCGAUGAAGCAACUUUUGUCACCUUGAUCAACCCCAACCAGUUCCCUGCCAAGUUGUGGCGUUUGGUGAACGAUCCUCAGAUUCACUCAAUCUGGUGGGACGCCAGCGGGGAAGGAAUACUUGUCCAUCAGCAAGCCUUCGAAGCUGAAGUGCUAUUGUCCCAACCCAGGCAUUUGUCUGAGUACUUCAGAACGACAGAUUUCGUCAGUUUCAUUCGCCAGCUGAACCUGUACGGUUUCAGAAAAGAACGCAUAGACCGUGACGUCUCAGACAAGCAUCCCAACGUCUCAUCCAUUAAGGCCCAGCUGCACCACUUUCACAACCCGUUCUUCAAACGGGAUAAGCCUGAGCUUCUAGUCAAACUAAAGCGACUCACGCCUCUCAACAAGGCCAAGCUCGCCGGGAGAGAGGUGACCAGCAGGAAAUCAAAACAUUUCCAUCAUAUGAUGCUGAAUUCGCCACAGGAAACCUCUGGCUUAAUGAAAACAGGUUCAGUCUUGCUUGGACAUCAGGGAACCCCUUACCACCUUCCCUGUAAUGGCCCUCAGCAGGAGAAGGACUGCGACAGAACGUCCAAAUCCUCCCAAGCAUUUGUAGUGGGCCAUGGUGAUCCUUCUCCAGUUACAUUAAACAAACACUAA